Molecule: messenger RNA, 1755 nt
Organism: Cydia amplana
Lineage: Eukaryota; Metazoa; Arthropoda; Insecta; Lepidoptera; Tortricidae
Product: beta-hexosaminidase subunit alpha-like
Exons: 10
Coding region: 112-1755 (547 amino acids)
Biological process (GO): ganglioside catabolic process; carbohydrate metabolic process; glycosaminoglycan metabolic process
Cellular component (GO): lysosome; membrane
Molecular function (GO): beta-N-acetylhexosaminidase activity
Source: RefSeq, a predicted model, not a curated record
GUUUUAAUAAUAUUAAAUACCGUAUCCGAUAACACUUUCCUAGUAAUAAAAGCGUUCAACUUCCUCAUUAGGUUGUGGUUGCUUGUUCAGUUCAGUUGGAUUUGUACCAUCAUGAUGGUACAUUGUGUUUUAUUAUUGUCGGUUUUGGUUGUGUUCUGCCAAGCUAUUGUGCCGGGACCCAAGUAUACCCCUACCAAAGGAGAAAUAUGGCCUAAGCCUCAAUAUGAGAAAAAGGAUAAAGCGGUAUAUUUAGUUGACAAGGAUACAUUGGAAUUUAAGGUAACCAAAAAGUCGUGUCAAAUUUUAACGGACGCUAUCCAGCGAGCUAAGAAAACCUUCCACAAAUUGUCUAAAAUCGCAAAGCGUAACUACAACGAGCGGGGUGUGGAUCUGAGCUCGCCAACUUUGGGCACGAUCGACGUGGAGUUGACUCAGCCGUGCGAGGCGUACCCUUAUCAUGGAAUGGACGAAAGUUACAAUCUCACGGUAUCGGACACGGCGAGGUUGACCGGCCACUCAAUAUGGGGCGUCUUACACGGGCUCGAGAGCUUUAUACACCUCCUUUACCAAUCAGAUGAUUACGAGACUCUCCUAAUACAAGGUACGAAGAUUCAUGACUACCCGCGUCACCCCCACCGCGGGUUGUUGCUGGAUACGUCUCGUCAUUACCUACGAGUGAGCAAACUCCUUACCACGCUGGACGCCAUGGCGAUGAAUAAACUUAACGUGUUCCAUUGGCACAUCGUGGACGACCACUCGUUCCCGUAUCAGAGCGAAAAGUUUCCUGAGUUAAGUGAAAAAGGAGCCUAUCAUCGUUCAAUGGUUUACACGAAAGCAGACAUCAAGAAGAUCGUUGAAUAUGCGAGAAACCGCGGGAUCAGAGUAAUACCUGAGAUAGAUGUUCCAGGCCACGUCCGCUCCUGGGGCGAGGCAUACCCGCAGCUCCUCACGCCUUGCUACACGGGCAAGAAAGUGACCUCUCUGGGGCCCCUCGACCCGACCAACGAGCACACCUACAAGUUUCUGGGGCAACUACUGGAGGAGGUGAAAGAGUGGUUCCCGGAUGGGUACCUGCAUUUGGGGGGAGAUGAGGUCAAUUCUAGGUGCUGGAUCUCAAACCCGUCACUGUUACGGUACAUGAUGCAGCACAACAUGUCAUCCUGGACGAAGCUCCACAGCUUGUUCAUGGAACGGGCCACGCCGCUCGUCGGGGACAGAAAGAUCAUCGUCUGGGAGGAGGUGUUUGACGAGAACGUGCCCCUAUCAAAUGACACGGUGGUACAAAUCUGGCUGGGUGCAUGGGCACCUAAGAUUAAUGAGGUACUAGAAGCGGGCAAGAAAGCUCUAUUCUCAUCAGAGUGGUACCUCUCCGUCCUAGGGGGUGGUGGCGACUGGGAGAAUUUCUACAAGUUCGACCCUCGGCUGCAAGUCACCGAUAGAGCUUUAGUCCGCAACAUGAUCGGGGGGGAAGCUUGCAUGUGGGGGGAGUACGUUGACACCACUAACUUCAUACAGAGGGUAUGGCCACGAGCCUGCGGCAUCGCCGAGCGACUCUGGUCUGAGGCGUCCCGCGACGACAUUCAAACUGAAGAGCAAACAGAAUGGGAUAGCGACUGUAGCGGUGCAGGCAGGAUAGCAAUAGCAGAGGCCAUCAUGGACCAUGUUCGUCGUCGUAUUGAGGAGCAAGCGUGUCGUAUGCUUAGGCGGGGUGUGCUGGCUGAGCCGCCGAACGGGCCCGGGUUUUGUGUCGUGUGA